GAAGUGUUUAAAAACAUGAUACAAUUUCUGAAAAUACCGACGGAGCUCCAAAACUCUGAUUGGCGAACUUUUGCACAAGGAACAGAUACUGCAAUUUGUAGAAUAUGUCACGCAACUGUGAAAACAUUUUUGAAAAUGCAUAAACAAGGAAUGUCGGAAGAAAUUAUAAAAAACAAAAUAAUUAAACUAUGUGUGUUAAUGAAUAUUCAAAAAGAAGGAGUCUGUAAAGGAGUUAUUGAAUUGAAUCUACCUAUUAUUAUGCAUAUAAUAGAUCUAAAACCAAAUUUGACAGCCAGUACAAUGUGUGGUGUUGUCUUAGAAUCAAAAUCAUGUCCUUUGACUGAUUCUGAAUUUAACUGGAGCAUUAUUAUUGAUAACAGUUCUAAGACAGUAAUUACAGAUAAAAAAACAACCGAACAAGUAAAAGUUUUGCAUAUCACAGACCUUCAUUAUGAUCCCUUUUAUGAACCAAGUGGCAAUUCAAAUUGUGAAGCACCACUUUGUUGUCGGAAAGGUCAGAAUGAAACUAAUGUAAAAAAUUCACUGGCUGGAUUUUGGGGAGAUUAUGGAUCCUGUGACACACCGUGGCACGCCAUUGUUGACGCUUUAACUCAUAUGAAAGACACACAUCAGGAUAUCAAUUACAUAUAUUUUACUGGUGACGUAAUAGAUCAUGGAGUAUGGGAAACUUCAAAGGAAGGAAAUACAAAAAACCUUGAACAAAUUUAUAACAAAAUGUAUGAAAUUUUUGAUACUAUUCCAGUAUAUCCAGUCCUUGGAAACCAUGAGCCACAUCCUUUGAACCAAUUUUCACCAACAAAUAUAAAAUUAGAAAAUGUAACUACAAAUUGGCUGUACGAAUUGGCAGCAAAUUUAUGGAUUGGUUAUGGUUGGUUGCCAGAAUCCACACGUUCUACCAUACUUAAAGGAGGAUAUUAUACUGUUACUCCAAAAAAGGGAUUCAGAAUUAUAGCUUUAAAUGCCAAUGUUUGCUAUUGUUAUAAUUGGUGGCUGUGGUAUACUCCAAGAGAUCCAGACAAUCAAUUACAAUGGCUUACAGAUAUUCUUCUUAACGCAGAGAUAAAUGAAGAAUUCGUACAUAUUUUGUCUCAUGUUCCUGCUAAUACCAACACUUGCUUACAAACGUGGAGAAGAGAAUACUUAAGAAUAAUUAAUAGGUUUUCUCACUUAAUUAAAGCUCAAUUUAAUGGACAUACUCAUAAUGAUGAAAUAACAAUAUUUUACAACUCAGAUCUUAUACCUGAAAAUAUUGCUUGGAAUGGUGGCAGUAUAACUGCUUUUUCAAAACUGAAUCCAAAUUACAAAGUUUAUAAUGUAAAUGGUAGUAAUUAUGCAGUAGCUGAUUACCAAAAUUGGAUGUAUAAUCUUGACUCUGCCAAUAAGAACAUCAACAUAAGACCAACGUGGUAUAAAUCAUAUUCUUUUAAAGCAGAAUAUGAGCUUCCAGACUUAUCACCUAAAUCUUUAAACAACUGGCUGUUUGCUGCAGCAAACAAUGAAACACUUCUAAAUAAAUAUUACACCAAUUUUUACAAACAAGCUGAGCCGUCACUAGAAAGAGACUGUAAUUUAAACUGUAAGAAACAGUAUCUUUGUCGCAUAAUCAUGAACAUAGGAAACAUAAAUGAACUAUGUAGUAAGAUUUUAAAGGAAUAA
This is a messenger RNA of Dufourea novaeangliae, 1677 nucleotides long. Its product is annotated as sphingomyelin phosphodiesterase-like. The record is from RefSeq and is a predicted model, not a curated record. Gene Ontology annotation, biological process: sphingomyelin catabolic process; ceramide biosynthetic process. Gene Ontology annotation, molecular function: acid sphingomyelin phosphodiesterase activity. The transcript has 7 exons. Lineage: Eukaryota; Metazoa; Arthropoda; Insecta; Hymenoptera; Halictidae. Gene Ontology annotation, cellular component: lysosome. Bases 16 to 1677 code for a protein of 553 amino acids.